Messenger RNA from Anopheles maculipalpis, 5912 nucleotides. RefSeq names its product nuclear pore membrane glycoprotein 210 (gene Gp210). The transcript has 8 exons. Lineage: Eukaryota; Metazoa; Arthropoda; Insecta; Diptera; Culicidae. The coding region runs from base 41 to 5887 and encodes 1948 amino acids. The record is from RefSeq and is a predicted model, not a curated record. Gene Ontology annotation, cellular component: nuclear pore.
CUCGCGUGUGUGUGUGUAGCCCCUGAAGGGCUUGAAGAACAUGAAAUCGUCAUGGCUGGGGCUUACGCUAGCCGUGGUCGUGCUGUGUACGACCACGCGCUUUGCUUCCGCUACCAAGCUUAACUAUCCGCGUGUUUUACUGCCCAUCUUUGACCACAUUUCGGUGAACUUCACGCUUGAGGUCGUCGAGAAGGGAUGUUUUAAGUGGACUUCGUCACGGCUUGAUCUAAUCCAAAUCACACCUUCCUAUGAUGACGUCGACGAGGAUUGCUCGUACCGUGUGGUGGUGACCGUAAUAAACAAGGAAAAACGACGAAACACUGCCAUCGUGCUGGCGGAAGAUCUAGUUACCGGCGAGGUGCUACGUUGCGAUGUGAUCUUGGAUGUGAUCGAUCAGCUGGGCGUACUGACGACGACCCGUGAACUUUACCUUGAGGAAGCGCCGGAAACGUUCGAGUUGUGGGCACAGGAUGCACAGGGCAAUGCAUUUACAACGCUGGAAGGUAUUGAGUUCCACUGGCAGAUAGCUUCCCAUCGGUCACACGAUUCACGCCAUGGUGGGGCUGGCGACAGUAGCUGGAGUCAGGUGUUGCGUUUUUUGACCUUUUCCGAGAGCAAGUUCCAUGUCGUACCGCGACCAAUCGAACGGCUCGAGGUGGCCGGUGUGCAAGGAUACAUGGUGCUGUUGGAGGGAAUCAAUACCGGAUCGGCUAGAGUAACGGCAAGGCUGCCCCAUGUCGAGUAUUCGCACGUCCCACCGGUAGAUGUUAACAUUAUGGUUCUGGCGAAUCUUUUACUUGAUCCGAGCGAUGUAUACAUUCUCCCCGGGGACACUAUCGAAUUCAAGGUGUUGCAGUUGAAGCAGGGCAAGCUGCACGAAAUUGCACUCAACAGCCAAUACUAUCUGGAAAUUGAAGAUGCAACGUUUGCCAGUAUGAUUGGGAAUGCUGCCAAGGGUUUGCAGGUGGGCAGAACGUUCGUGCGACUGCGGGACCGUAACGUACCGCACGAUACGAACGCAAUAAAUGAUGAGGCAAACUCAAAGGCAACUCUUCCGAAAGCGAGCCUCACGGUGGUGGAUCCGAUGAAGCUGACCAUUAAUCUCUUACCACACUACAACUGGGUAACGGUCGAGGGAGAGAAUCACGAAAUUGCGUUAAAUCUGUUCACACACGACGAUCAUCAAAUUACGCUUGGGGCAAAGUACAAGAUUAAGUCCACGUUCGAUGAGUCUCUGUUCUAUCCGAUCCGGGUAACGUCCAAUGGAAGCAGUAUCUUCGGUGAAACAGUUACUACUGGAAGUAGUCCGGUGACGGGCAAGUUUGAAAAGCUCUCGGCCAAGGCGGAAAUGAUUGUGUACAAGCGAUUGGCGAUUCAUCCUCCGGAAGUAAUCCUUCCGUUCGAUCCUAACCUUCGCAGACAAAAGCUGCAGUUCACUGCUACCGGUGGUGAUGGAGCGUACAGCUGGUCCUCGCAGGACUCGAACGUUGUGGGCAUCUCGCAGACUGGAUUGGCCGAAGCACGGUUGGACCAGAUCAAGGGAGUGAACGAAAUGGCGACUGAAACCGAACUCGCCAAAGUAACCCAGGUGAAGGUGGCCAUGUCUCGGAACGUGCGAAUCUACGUAACGGCACAGGUGAUGUUUUUGCCACCGAUAAAGCUUGAAGUCGUCCGGUACAACUUCGAAACCGUGCUGAAGGAUUACGUUCGAUUGCAUGUAGGACUGUGGGCACGUUAUAAUGGAACGCUAAAACCGUUUACUUCCUGCGACAAUCUACACUUUGAGCUGGAGUUUAGCAAUCCCAUCUUUAUGACGGAAACGUUUUCCUCGGUAAAUGGAGAGACUGAAGAACCGUUGGCUAAUGGUGCUUGCCGGAUACUUUACCUACGAUCGACCAUGGUCGGGCAAACGAAUUUGAAGAUCACGUAUCGGUAUUUCGAUAAGCUGCUUAGCGAUCACGUUAGUUUGAAUGUGUUUGAGCAGCUGGCAAUUGAGAAUCCGAUCGAGAACGAAGUUGUUCUGCCGAUCGGCGCAUCACGCAACCUUUUCUACUACAAUGGACCGGAGCAUAUCUUUAACUCGGAGGCGGAACUCCAGCGACAGCUAGUUUACGAUCAAAAAGCACUCGAAGUAACGCAGAUGGGCAGUGGAUUUUCGAAGGAUAAGCACAUCCUGCGAGCUCUGUGCAAGAAGCUGGGAGAUUAUGAGCUUAAGUUGGAAGUAUUUAAUACCCUAAACGCCCCUAAUGUUGUACCGUACGUGACUGAAUUCGUGACGAAGGUGUACUGCGUGAAACCACGCUUCAUAAACCUCAUCACAACGGACAAGGUAAAGAUGGGAUGUCCGCUGGAGCGCCGGAACUCGAUGAUGCACGUCAAAACGGCGGACAACGCAGACCAGAUGAUGAUCGACAUCGAGGUGCUGGAUGUGCAAAAUCGUAAGCUGGCCAACAUUUCUUCUCUCCUGUUGGAAUGGAAAUUUGCUUCCGUGGACACGCAAACCUCUUCCGGCUCGUCGGCAGGAGCUGGCGAAACCGAACUUGUCCUGAACUACGAUUACAAAACGGAAGUGGAACGUUUGGAAGGUGUUGAAAUUCCUGGACGAGAUUAUUUGCUACUCAACCUUCCCCGAGAGCUAGAGGCUAACCUGAAAGUGAAAACGAUCGUAACAGAUUACCGAGCGGAAGUGCUUAAACGGUACGCAAUCAAGCCAGAAAGUCCACCCUUCGGUGUGCAGAAAAAGGCAGGUUCGGCACUCGUCAAACCGAUCAUUGAAAACGAGCUGAACUUUGUGUCGGUUAAUCGUACAUUGCUUCCGUACGAUCGAUUAACGCUCUUCCUUACCACCGAUGCCGUUGAACGUAUUAAGGUUGCCCAGGGUAGCGGAUUCUACGAGAUAAAAGCGUCCGAGCCGGGUAUCGUUUCCGCACAGUUCGAUGGAACAUCGCGUCAGAUCAUCAUCAGCCCGCGUAAGAUCGGUGAGGUGAAGCUGGAAAUUACUGACCAGUGUCUCAGUACGGAGCCGAGCUUUCUGCACGUGUCGGUUGUGACGGUUGGCCGCAUUACCGUACUGUCGCCGGAUCGUGUUGAGAAAACGAAAAAGAUUGAAGCGAUCGUACGGUUGUAUGAUAGCAAUGAUCGAUUGGUGGAGCUUAAGCGUGAUCGUUUGGAGUUGUACGAUCUGCGUACUGAGGUUUACAAUCCGACCGUGCUAAACCUUGCCCUUGGCAGUCAAUCGCAGCUAGGUGUAGGGGAGAUACGUUACAUUGUGACCGGUAUGGAGUUGGGAGAGACCAAGUUCAGCGUUAGUUCGGGAAGUGGAAAAGAAAUGAUAACGAGUGCUCCGGCACCGGUACAGGUGUUUCCACCGUUGAUGCUCCUACCACGCAAUGCUACGAUCCUGGUGGGAAGUACUCUGCAGAUUUAUAGUAAGGGAGGACCUACACCGGACACGAAUAUUAUUUACAGUGUGCAAAAUGCGGAUAUUAUUGAUGUGGAAUCAAACAUCGCUAGCGGACUUAAAAUUGGACGUUCGAAGGUAACGGGACGCUGUGUUGGCGUUAAUCCUACCACCGGAGCACAGAUAGUGUUUUCUGAGGAUAGCAUCAUCAUUCAGGUAAUUCCACUGGAUGCGAUCGAGUUGAGGACACCGUUGAAGCGCAUACAGGCUGGUGCUACCAUGCCGGCAUAUGUGUGGGCCGUACCAAACAUCUCCCCGCUUGUACUCGGCACGGUGCAGAACGUUCAGAUCCGCUGGUCUACCGAUCAUACCGAUGUGCUUGACGUACGCGGUGUGUUCCAAGAUGUUGGUAUCGAGUAUCCGGCUCGUGAUGCAAUUACAAUGCGUGUGAAAGCAUUAGCACCGGGUAGAGCGACACUGCAUGUGACGCUUGUAACGCCUAACGGAUUGAAGUUGACCGCCAAAACUGAUGUAACCGUAUUCCGAAUGUUGGAGUUGGUUGCUCCGAAAGCGAUUCGCUAUGAUUCAAUUCUGCUUCCACCGAAAGCUACGAUACAGUUGAAAUCCAAUCUGGACGAUGCAGUGUACCAUCUAGACAGUGAAACAUCUUCCGGCGGUGUGUUGCAGGUGACGCGCGACGGAUUGGUAAAGAGUGGCGAUACUGCCGGACGUGUGCAGGUGAUUGCAUCCUCGCAGGACCAAUCGCUUACGAUACCGCUCGAGAUAAAGCCGGUACAUUACAUUAUGGCUUCCCUACAACCGGGGACGGUAAAACUAAAGCGUAUCGAAAGCAGUAUCCCGCAAGGAUUUAGUCUUUCAUUGAAGGUGUCGCUGCACGAUAGUCUUGGUAAUGAAUUUUCACACGGAUUGGAAGACGUUUCGACACUUAAGCAUAAGCUGUCAAAGCGUGGAAACGUGUUGAUCAGCACUGGAAGUAACUAUAGCGUAGCGCUUGAGCUAAUUCGUGAAACUUCCGACAUGAUGGUGGUCGCAUUGCGUGAUCAGACCGGUGUGAAGUUUGGUGAAGAUUUCCUUAAGCUGGUCGUCGGUGAAGAAUCAAGCGGGUUGGUGUUCCCUAGUAGAGGCGUGUUUGCUGUCGGGGAUGUAGUUUGCUUCAGUUCACCGUUGCUAAGCUCCGAUGCGCGCUGGAGCAGUUCGGAUGAGUCGUUGGUGAAGAUUGAUUCCAAAACUGGAGUCGCGCUGGUACUUGGAACUUCGGCGAGUUCUGUUGGUGGAAGUGCAGAGGAUGUGGUAACGAUUCGUCACGGCGAUAGACGGAACGGUGGAAUUUCGUUCAGUGUAGACGUACUGCAAGCAGAUCGAAUCGAGUUCUUCAAAAGCUACGAUAUAUUCAACGGAAACUCCUACCGAGGACACUUGGUGAUCAAGAAUCAUCUUCAGAUGGAUAAGUUGGUUAACGUAAUAGCUAUGAAUGUGUCCACCUGUCGGGAGCAAGUGGAACGAUCGUUCGGUGGACUGUUUGCCUGCAAGCUUACCGUACGCCAAGGAACACCCGAUCUGUUGAAGCAUUUCAAAGUUCUUCCGGGUUACGAUCCAACGAUUGGUGCGUAUAGCUGUAACAUAGAGCUUCUGACAACACUAGAUGACGUGGCGAAUGUCAUCAAGUCGAACGAGUACACGCUAGAGCUGGAAGUUCGUCUGAUCGCCUCGGGAUUGACCGAUACGUCCACACUUAAAAUGGUACCAGCGGUGCGCAUCGAACCGGAAGCAAUUGCGGUGGAUCAGAUCAAUAAGCAAAGCCUUAUGAUCGCAGGACUCGAUCGAGUACUGCAGAAGGUAGAGGUGACUUCAUCCGAUCCUGCCGUCUUAGCUAUUCGCCAACAGCAAAAGCAACCGGGUUUGCUCGAGUAUCGGCUCGAACUGCUGUCGACAUACAAGGAAGAAUGGGCCGAUAGUUUGGCUGUUUUGGUUAACUCACCGCUUACGUUGCAGAAUGUUAGGGUUCCGAUCAAUUCACCAAUGGUACCAAGAAAAUGUGCCACUCAACCAUUCACCAGUACGCCGGAUUUGUUGGUAAACUAUAUGAGCAACUUUGGACUACUAAUUUCCGCUGUGACGGUGCUUGCUGCAACAGUUUGGGUCUUCGUUUUUUGCUUUCCCCAGCGACAGAAGACGGCUGCGAACGGAAAUGUGCACUCGCCAUUUAAAAAUGAGCACAAUUUAUCAUCCUAUGAUAAUAGGAUAAGCGGCAGUCCAUUUGCUAGUCCAUUAGAGAAGCGCGGCAGUAAUCUACAGUCAUCGUCACCGUUCGCCGGCGGUGGUAGCCCGGGACAUCAUAGCUUCGGCGGUUCGCAAGGCAAUCUAAGUCAUGAUUUCAACACAAGCGGCACCUCGCACGGCUCACCGAUCUACGGUGAUGCGACCAUAAUAUCGCCCCAAAAGCGGGUAAACCGACGUUACCUGUAAAUAUAGAGUCCAGGAUAAGUAACAG